AUGGGGAAAUUAGUUGCUUCAAGAUCAACUGCUGCAUCUUGUUUUGUUCUUCUUCUUUUGGUGUUGUCUGAAAAGGUUGCAGGUCGUCUGCAUUAUGAUAACAAUGAUGAUCAGUUGCUGCUCUCAGAUGGUAGUGUUAGUGAUCAUAAAGAUGAUUCCUUUCUGCAUGAUAUCAAAGGAAUGGGAAUGGAAUCGAAUUCUUCUGAAGGGAAUUCAUGCCAUCAAAUGUAUGGGUUUUUGCCAUGUUCAACAAAUCUCGCAGGUCAUAUAUUUCUUAUAGUGAUAUAUGACCACUUGUUGCAUUGGGGAGAAUCCUAUGUUAGUGAUGAUGCAAGGGAUCUGUUCUUUGGCAGUGGCUAUUGGGGUGCAGUUUUCUUCCAGCUUCUUGAUUCUCUACCAGAACCUCUCGUACUUGCUGGUUCUGGUGUUGUUACAGAUUCAGGGACCAGUCUUGAUGCAAAAUUCAUGCUUCUCUCUUUGUUGCCAUUUACAGUCAUCUUGAUAUCCAUGGCAGUUGGUGUUUCAAGUGCUUAUGAAAGCUUUGUGCUUUUUCUAGCUCUUUUAGUAGCUGUUAUGUGCUUAUUCACUUACUUUUAUUGUCAGCAUGUAGAUGACAGCAUACUUGAAAGAACAAUGGAGCAAGCAGAAAUCGAUAGAAAGAUGGAAAUGCGUGUACCUUUUUAUGAAGUUCAAAUGCUUAUGCGGCACCGGAAUAAACAUCUCAUGAGUAUGGGAAUAGAAAUGGAGACGAGUAUGAGAAACAAUAACCGCAAUAUGACUGGAAGGGAUGGAGUCCCUGUUACCUUUAAACAAUGGUUUUUUCAAAAAAUGCACUUGAUGGAGGAUCCAAAUUCAUAUAAAAAGUUCAAUCAGGUUGCUCAACUGUUGUUUGAAGAGAAAAUUAGUUUAAUGGAGGUAUUAUUAGUAAAUGGCAUGAUGCCACAUGAUUUUCUAAAUGACAACGACGAAACACAGAGAAAACUUGCCAUAGAUAGACUCUUCAAAAAGAUGGAUAUAGAUGAAAGUUCAUCUAUUUCACCGUAUGAGUUGAAACGCUUCUUGGAGUCCAGACGAGAGGAUAAAAAAGUAGAUGAAGAAGUGUUUGAAAUCAUCAUGAUGCAUUUAGACGUUGAUGGAGAUGGAAACAUUGAUCGAGAAGAAUUCAAGAUUGGAAUGACAGCUUGGUUUUGGGAGAUCGAACAACAUUACAAGUCACGAAAUCAUGAAACAGAUCAGGAGUACCGAAGGGUUAAUGAGGCAAAGGGUACAAGAGACAAAAAUUCAAUGGCAAUAGUAUUUCUGGGAAUUGGGAUAUCGAUGUUGACACUUUUUGCUGAGCCUUUGACACACAAUGUUCAAAUCUUUUCAGAAUCUGUCAACCUUCCACCAUUAUACAUUUCCUUGGUUCUUCUUCCAUGGGCUGCACAUUAUAGAACAGCAAUUGCAGCCAUUCAAGCUGCAAGAAAGAAGAGACAUCAUAUGACAUCUUCAACUUUUUCCGAGAUAUACCACAAAGUGAUGAUGAACAACCUGAUGGGGUUUGCUUUGCUUCUUUGUGUGAUGAUUUAUCGUGGGUUGACAUGGCAUUUCUCAGCUGAGGUUCUUACAUUGGUGAUUGUUUGUGGCAUUGUGGGGAUCCUUACGGGUUUCAAUUCCAAGUUUCCAAACUGGACAUUGCUCAUUGCAUUCCCUCUCUAUCCAUUAUCUUUGAUCUUUUUUAUCCUCGUCAACAUUUAUUUCCGAUGAUUUUAUUUAAUGUUGAUCGACUAAAAGACGCACAGCCACUCAGAGCAAGUAGCUGGUAGUAGGAAUCGGAACUAUAU
This is a messenger RNA of Cynara cardunculus var. scolymus (artichoke), 1823 nucleotides long. RefSeq names its product sodium/calcium exchanger NCL1-like. The record is from RefSeq and is a predicted model, not a curated record. Lineage: Eukaryota; Viridiplantae; Streptophyta; Magnoliopsida; Asterales; Asteraceae. The transcript has 7 exons. Gene Ontology annotation, cellular component: membrane. Bases 1 to 1746 code for a protein of 581 amino acids. Gene Ontology annotation, biological process: intracellular calcium ion homeostasis; calcium ion transmembrane transport. Gene Ontology annotation, molecular function: calcium ion binding; calcium:proton antiporter activity.